UAAGUUUUGAAAUAAGUUAUUGCCAGAACAAAAAAAGAGAACGAAAAAAGAAUAUUCUCAAUCUACCAUGUAUUCCUCUUCGAGUUCUUGGAGCUCAUCACAAGAAUCAUUCUUGCUGAACGAGAGUUCGAUGUUAGAUCAAUCCUUCUUUUGCCCUAGUUAUAAUUACUCUGAUGACUUCUUCUCAUUUGAGUCUCCGGAGAUGAUGAUAAAAGAAGAAACCCGAACGGACGUUUCUAACUCCGAGGAAGAAGAAAAGAUUAGUUCUGUUGAUGAAGAGAAGUCAUACAGAGGAGUGAGGAAGAGGCCAUGGGGAAAAUUUGCGGCUGAGAUAAGAGAUUCCACUAGGAACGGAGUUAGGGUUUGGCUCGGGACGUUCGAUGUAGCUGAGGAAGCAGCUCUUGCUUAUGACCAAGCCGCUUUUGCAACAAAAGGAUCUCUCGCUGUACUCAAUUUCCCCGUGGAAGUGGUCAGAGAGUCGCUCAAGAAAAUGGAGAAUGUGAAUCUUCAAGAUGGAGGAUCUCCGAUUAUGGCCUUGAAGAGAAAACAUUCGCUUAGAAACCGGCCUAGAGGGAAAAAGCGAUCUUCUAAUUCUUCUUCUGCUUCUUCUUCUAAUUCUUGUUCUUAUUCAUCUUCUUCCUCUUCUUCCUCUUCAUCAUCAAGAAGUAAAAAGCAGAGUGUUGUGAAGCAAGAAGGUGGUACACUUGUGGUUUUUGAAGAUUUAGGUGCUGAAUAUUUAGAACAACUUCUUAUGAGUUCAUGCUGAUCUUGUAAAUGAUUCCAGCUAUAGCAAUCAUUAAACUUUAAUCUUGUAGUAGUUUAGAGAUUAGUUUGUUCAUUCUGUAGCUUCUUUGGCUCUCUUGUUUUUCCUUUGUUGUAUCCAAAAGAAAUUAUUGGAAGAGAUGGGAUGGUAAUGGUGAUGUUGAACUGUAUAAAAAAAACUCUAUUAUUGCGUUA
Raphanus sativus (radish) is the source of this 957-nucleotide messenger RNA. RefSeq names its product ethylene-responsive transcription factor 15-like. The transcript has a single exon. NCBI's taxonomy places the organism in Eukaryota, Viridiplantae, Streptophyta, Magnoliopsida, Brassicales, Brassicaceae. The record is from RefSeq and is a predicted model, not a curated record. Gene Ontology annotation, biological process: ethylene-activated signaling pathway; regulation of DNA-templated transcription. Gene Ontology annotation, molecular function: DNA binding; DNA-binding transcription factor activity. The coding region runs from base 68 to 766 and encodes 232 amino acids.